Messenger RNA from Lepus europaeus (European hare), 750 nucleotides. Its product is annotated as DNA-directed RNA polymerase III subunit RPC7-like. Gene Ontology annotation, cellular component: RNA polymerase III complex. The record is from RefSeq and is a predicted model, not a curated record. Lineage: Eukaryota; Metazoa; Chordata; Mammalia; Lagomorpha; Leporidae. Gene Ontology annotation, biological process: cell population proliferation; transcription by RNA polymerase III.
GUCUUUCAGAAUUCAGUCUCCUGGCAUAGCCCAUCCUGAUGGCGGGGAACAAAGGAAGAAGGCGGGCUGCCUACACCUUUAACAUGGAGGCCGAGGGCUUCAGCAGAGGUGAAAAGCUGCCUGACGUGGUGCUGAAGCCACCCCCCGUGUUUCCCGAUACCGAUUAUAAGCCAGUGCCACUGAAAACAGGGGAAGGUGAAGAUUACAUGCUGGCCUUGAAACAGGAGCUGAGAGAAACAAUGAAAAGGAUGCCUUAUUUCACUGAGCCGCCCGGAGAGAAGCAAGACAUUGAAAGGUACAGUAAAAGAUGUAUGAAGGUAUACAAAGAAGAGUGGAUACCAGAUUGGAGAAGAUUUCCAAGAGAGAUGAUGCCAAGGAAAAAAUGCAAAAAAGCGAGCCCAAAAUCCAAAAAGGAGAAGGCUACUGGCCAAGGCACUGCCCUCACUAGUACUGCAGACGUCUUGAAAAAAAUCGAGGAACUGGAGAAGAGAGGCGACAGUGAGAAAUCAGAUGAGGAAAACGAAGAGAGAGAAGGCAGCAAAGAGAAGAGUAAAGAGGGCGACGAUGAGGACGAUGAAGAAGCUGCGGAGCAGGAGGAAUACGACGAAGAAGAGCAGGAGGAGGAAAAUGACUACAUUAACUCAUACUUCGACAACGGAGACGAUUUUGGCGUAGACAGCGACGACAACAUGGAUGAAGCAACCUACUAACCGUGAAGUUCGUCAGAAAAUGUUCUUAGGAUGCAGCUUC